GUUACGCAUUUAUUUCAAUUUCUUGAGUGACCUUUACGAUAGAUUCCUACUCAGUUUGACAAUUUUUCUUUGAUCCAACUCUUAAAUUAACAUUCACCUCUACUUUUUCAUUUUUCGUCGGUUCUUUAAAAAAUUUAAACCCUUAAAAGAAUUAAAUUAAAAUAAGUAUAGUGAAGACCAAUAAGCAAUUGCAUGGACCCUGAUUGAUUCAUUACCGCUAAAACUUUGUCUGAAUCCUUCUUCCUAUUUAUACCACUCUCUUCUUCUUCUCCAUUUUCAUUACACCGAACUUCUCACAUCUCCACAUUCUGCAUUUUGACUAAAACACCCUUUUGUUUUCUCUCUCUCCUUUGCAUGUUGUGAUUCUUUUGCUUCACAACAUGGGCGUUUUAGUAAUCUCGGUUCUUGUGGUGCAUCUCCUAGUUUUUUCCGUCUGCGUUCAAGGCGUAUACCGUCGUGGUGGCCACCAUCCCGGCGGCCACAUGGGACCUUGGAUCAACGCUCAUGCCACUUUUUACGGCGGGGGUGAUGCUUCCGGCACUAUGGGUGGAGCAUGCGGGUACGGGAAUCUGUACAGCACAGGUUACGGACUGGAGACGGCGGCACUGAGCACGGCGUUAUUCGAUCAAGGACUUAGUUGUGGCGCAUGUUUUGAGCUGAUGUGUGUCAAUGAUCCUCAAUGGUGCAUAAAAGGCCGAUCCAUUGUGGUCACUGCCACUAACUUUUGUCCUCCUGGUGGUGCAUGUGACCCUCCCAACCACCAUUUCGAUCUUUCUCAGCCGAUCUACGAGAAAAUUGCUUUGUACAAAUCCGGUAUCAUUCCGGUUAUGUACAGAAGGGUUCGGUGCAAGAGAAGUGGCGGGAUAAGGUUCACGAUCAAUGGCCACUCAUACUUUAACUUGGUGUUGGUCACAAACGUGGGUGGAGCCGGGGACGUACACUCGGUCUCAAUGAAAGGGUCGAGGACAAAAUGGCAAUUAAUGUCAAGAAAUUGGGGGCAAAAUUGGCAAAGCAACUCUUAUCUCAACGGUCAAAGUCUGUCGUUUGUUGUUACCACAAGUGAUCGUCGAAGUGUCGUCUCGUUUAAUGUUGCACCUGCCACUUGGUCCUUUGGCCAGACCUACAUCGGAGGACAGUUUCGGUAUUAAUUAUAUAUAAUCGGUUUUCGGUUUGGUUUUGUUCGGUUUUGUUAUUGUGUUUUUUUUUUUUCGGUUCCAAGUUGGGGACUCUUUUUUGGUAACCAAUUGAGAUUGGGACUGAUAGUGAUAAGUAGCGAAUAUGUGUGGGAACGAGAAAGAGAAAAGUAUAAUUCUCGUUUUUAUAAUAUAAGAAAAUGAAAGUGAUGUUAUGUAUUUGUUUUAAUUAAUUUGAGUACUAUACUUAGUGAAAAUUUUCAUGUUAUGGAAACAUGGAUUUUGUUUA
Arabidopsis lyrata subsp. lyrata is the source of this 1422-nucleotide messenger RNA. RefSeq names its product expansin-A5. The transcript has 3 exons. NCBI's taxonomy places the organism in Eukaryota, Viridiplantae, Streptophyta, Magnoliopsida, Brassicales, Brassicaceae. Gene Ontology annotation, cellular component: extracellular region. Bases 381 to 1148 code for a protein of 255 amino acids. Gene Ontology annotation, biological process: plant-type cell wall organization. The record is from RefSeq and is a predicted model, not a curated record.